This is a messenger RNA of Cotesia congregata, 2691 nucleotides long. The record is from the annotation of a GenBank genome assembly. Lineage: Eukaryota; Metazoa; Arthropoda; Insecta; Hymenoptera; Braconidae.
AUGAAUAAAAUGCCUGGAGAGGAAAUUAUUUGUUUAUCUUCAGACGAAGAAGAAUCUUCAGAAGAUUUACCAAUGAAAAAUUUAGUAGACUGUGACUCAUCGCCGUCAAAGACAAAAAUGUCACCGACGGUGCAUUCAAUAAAACGGGAAAAUUUGAGAGGUAAAAGGAAAGUAACAGUCGAUGAAGAGAUACCGUUGAAGAAAGUUAAGGUCGACUUGUCGAAAGAUAAGAUCGAGUCGAAAAAAAAAUCAAAAGAUAAAUUAAUUGAUGAAACUUGUGUUGCAUCAACUUCGACUGGCUCGAAGAGUAAAAGGUUAAGUACAGAUUCAUCAGUUUCUGCGACUAGCGAGAACAAUCACCGUAGAAUAAAACCUUCACUAGUUGUAAAAACAAAAGAACCAGUAAACGUUGAAAACAAGCAUGAAAAUGUAUUCGCAAUGUUCAUUAGUCAGUGUCUGAGUCAUGAACGUACCCCGGAUAUGCACAAAAUUGUAGAGAAGCUCAAGCGCAAGUACGAGCAGCUGGAUCCUGAUUACGCUGCCUCUGAGGCGUUUGCUGAUUUGCUGAAUGAUAAGCGGAAUAUUUUGAUGCUUCAAGAAGACUCUUUUUACAUACAUAUUAAAGAGGUCUUGGAUGUGAUGAAGGUCAGGAAGGCUAACUCAAAAAAUAGCAAGCCAGAGCCUGAAGCUGCUGAUGAUGACUUGGAGGCUGAGCGAGAAAUAUGCUUUAGGCAGGAAAGGCAGAUCAAAAAAAUAGAGAGAGCGAUGGAGUUGGUGCAGAAGAGGAUAAAGAAACUCGAAGAAGCAGAGGUUGACUGGGACGACGAAGACAAUUCGACCUACUUGAUUUUGGAGAGAUACAGGAAGCGCAUGGUUGAAUUGUACAAUGCAUGGUGUAAGUUUACUGAUAACCAUGAGGACGCGGGGAGAUCUUACCUUCGUCCUAAACACAUUAAACUUACUGAGAUUUCAAAUAUUGAUAAAGCUAUUAAUAGUUUUGUUAAUUCGAGACUGAAGAAACAAAAUUCUCUUUCUAAUCAGAUUGUUAAGCAUGAUUUCUUUCCUGAUUAUCAUGAUAUUUUAAAGUUGAUCCAUACUUAUAAUGAAAAACAUAAUUUGGGUUUGACUAAACAAGCUGAACAUGAUAAAGCUAAAAAAGCAUUUGUAAAAUUAGGUGAAUACUUAAAAAAAGAACGUCAACAGGAUUAUUAUGAUACAUUUUCAAUGUGGUACGAAAAUCAUGAGGAUCCAGCUCAAAAUAAUCCUGAUUUGAUGUCUAAAUUGCAAGAGAAUCGUGAGAAAGGUGAUAAAAAAUUAAACGAAGUCUUUGACGAAUACACAAGAAAGCAGGAAGAACUUAAUGCUAACGGUAAGCCGCCAGACUUAAAUGAGACUGACGACGAGGAAAGUGACAAUGAUGAUGAUGAUGAUGAUGAUGAUGAUGAUGAUGAUGAUGAAGAAGAGGAGGAUGAAGGAGAUGAUGAGAGACACGUUAGCGAUGCUCCAGUUGUUGAUAUAAAAUCUGACUCUGAUGCAACCGACGACCCAGAGGCUGACAUAGAAGAAAAUGGUCUUCAGAGUAGCAAAAUGGAAAUUGAAGACAAAAAAUUAGAGGAAGAAGAGUUGGAGAUAAUAGAAGCUGCGGGGACUUAUGGGUUGACAAAGACUAACAGAAGUAAGGUAAUUGAGGAAAAUUUAGCGAGUACAUCGAAGCAAGCAUCUUCAUCCAUUUCUGAUAAUUUAAAUGAUAAUUCAAAAGUGAGUAAUACUGACGACAGCGACCACUGUGAUGAAGCUGACGACAAGCCAGUGUUGAAGUUGAGGUCAUUUGCUAAGCCUCCCUGCUUCUGGGCCAACUCUCAAGAAAUUAAGGAUUCUGAUUCUGACAAGCCAACUGUAAAAAAUAAUAAUGACCAAAACGAUUCGUCUAUUGAAAUAAUCGAGCUCGAUUCAACAGAAGGAAACUCGCCGGUCUCAAAAAAUGUUCAGCCUGUACUAAAUUUACCCGGAGGAAAAGCUUUGAAAAGAAUAGUGCCGGUUUCUGCUGCUAAUUUACGUCGAAUUAAUACUGGUUCUAUUAUAUCAACUCCGAUCGCCACUUCUACGCCAAAUCCAACUCGGGUUGCUAAUCCAAGUCGGAUUGUUAAUCCGUUGGGCUGUUUCAAUCCUCCUUCAGGACUUGCAAAAGGAACCUCAACGCAGGUUCAUCAGACUCAAUCUUUGAAUACUGCCAGUGCUAGUGGUGGUCAUCGCGUGGAGCCUAAACAGCCUGUUAUCUAUAGACACAAUAAUAAUAAUAAUAACAAUAAUAAUAAUAAUAAUAAUAAUAAUAAUAAUAAUAAUUUAGUAAGACGUCAAAAUUGUGCCACAAGCGCUACAGUGUUAAAUGGACGUCCUGUAGUUACCAACACUGAAACCGGCAAGAACUAUAUAAAUGUUAACAAUUUACGAUUAGCUAAUCCUAAUUAUAAUUAUAGUAAUAAUAAUAGAAAUAAUAAUAAUAAUAAUAAUAAUAACAAUAACAAUGGCACUAGAAAUAGACAGCCAAAUUUACCGAAUAAUAAUAACAAUAAUGGUAACAUAAGACCAGGUCGAGUUAUAAAUCCAAUGGCAGCACAAACAAAUGCUCAGUGGCCAACUAAAAAUUUUGAUCAUUCUAAUAGACCACCACGAUCAAAUGGACACAUGUCG